AAUGAAAGGAUGCAGGCUGUUGUGGAUGCUUUCAAACAUUCUUGGAAUAAUUACAAGAAAUAUGCAUGGGGCUAUGAUGAAUUGAAACCGCUGUCUAAAACAUUCUCUAUGUGGUUCAAUCUAGGCUUAACCAUUGUUGACUCUCUUGAUACAUUGUAUAUUAUGGGCCUUCUGAAUGAAUUUGAAGAGGCGAAAAGUUGGGUGGCGAACAGUUUGAGUUUUGACAGAGGUAGCAACAUCAACUUAUUUGAGUGCACCAUCAGAGUUCUUGGGGGUCUCCUUAGUGCAUUCCAUCUCUCUGGCGAUAGCAUCUUCUUGAAGAAAGCUCAAGAGUUAGGUGACAAACUGAUGCCUGCGUUUGAUACUAGCUCAGGAGUUCCAUUUUCUGAUGUAGACUUCAGCUCGAACCGAGGUCACAACCCAGCCUGGGGUAGCGAGAGUUCAACAUCCGAAGUGUCGACCAUUCAGUUGGAGUUCAUUGAUCUCUCUCGUGUCACCAACGAUCCUAAAUAUGAGAAAGCUGCCAUGCGAGUGACAAAGCACCUACACAACCUGUACAAGAAGCAGGGCUUGGUGCCGAUCUACAUCAACCCGAGCACCGGGGCUUUCAGACAAUCGGCCACCAUCACCUUUGGUGCCAGGGGGGAUAGUUAUUACGAAUAUCUACUGAAGAUCUGGAUGCUUACCGGAGAUUCUGACGCGGCUAGCGACUACAUAGAAGCCAUGAAAGGUAUGGAGGAACUUUUGCUGAGAGAAACUUCAGCUAGCAAGCUUCUAUACGUUGGAGAGUUAUUGGCUGGCAACAAUUUUAGUCCCAAAAUGGAUCACUUGGUUUGUUUCCUUGGGGGCAAUUUAGCCCUGGCAGCUAGCAAAGGUCUUGAAAGGUCAAAGUUCAUGACAUUCGGUCGAAGGCUGACAGAUACCUGUAUAGAGUUCUAUAAUAGAAUGAAGACGGGUUUGAGCCCUGAAAUUGUUCAUUUCAACACGCAAAAAAAUUCCACCAUUCAACAAGAAAUGUUUGUCAAGACAGCAGAUUCACACAACCUGCAAAGACCUGAAACCAUCGAAAGCCUCUUCUAUCUCUACAGACUGACUGGAAAUAAAACGUACCAAGACGUCGGCUGGAAGAUUUUUCAAGCCUUCGAAAAGUAUACAAAAGUAGAAGGGGGCUAUACCUCAAUAGGGAAUGUACAGAACCCCGCAAACGUGCAGCCGAGAAACAAGAUGGAGAGUUUCUGGCUGUCGGAAACGUUGAAAUACUUCUACCUCUUAUUCACUGACGAUCCAAACUACGUCUCACUGAAUGAGUACAUAUUCAACACGGAGGCUCAUUUGAUACCCUUCAGCUAUAGCUCGCCUAGACUCGGCGACUACUUCAAUGACGAUGCUGGAAAGAUAAGAGUAACGAUAAAACCUAAAAAUAGUAAUAAUAAUAAUAAUAAUAACGUUAAUAAUAAUAGUGAUAAUGAUAAUUAUGGUAAUGUGAAUGACGAUCACGAAGAUGAUAACAAUAAAUGA
Messenger RNA from Helobdella robusta, 1518 nucleotides. RefSeq lists its product as hypothetical. The record is from RefSeq and is a predicted model, not a curated record. Lineage: Eukaryota; Metazoa; Annelida; Clitellata; Rhynchobdellida; Glossiphoniidae. Gene Ontology annotation, biological process: N-glycan processing; carbohydrate metabolic process. The coding region runs from base 10 to 1518 and encodes 502 amino acids. Gene Ontology annotation, molecular function: mannosyl-oligosaccharide 1,2-alpha-mannosidase activity; calcium ion binding. Gene Ontology annotation, cellular component: endoplasmic reticulum; membrane. The transcript is spliced from 11 exons.